CACUGCACCGUGGCAGCGUGGGAGCGCCUGCCCCGGCGGCACCACAUAUCUCACGCCUGAGUUUCUCUGGGUGGGUCUAAGCGCAUGGGUAAGGGUUGGAGAUAAAAGACUCCGCAUUUGGCCCCUAGCCCAGUGUCAGCCUGGUGCUCCUGGCUGUAGACACAGAGGCCGAGGCGCUUUGCAGAAGUGCUUUGCGGGGUGGGCACGAGGCCGGGCCGGCGCCCGGGGUCCCGGCCGGCGGCGCUGAGGGCAGGCGGAUCUCGGCUCGCCAGCGGCAUCCCCCAAACCUGUCGGAGCGCGAGCGGCGGGGGGGGGGCGGGGAGCCUGCCGGCGGCGUUAACCACACCCCGAAGGGACAGUCACCAGGGGGCGCGUGGAGAGACGCGGCAAGUGCCAGGAGCCGCUCUCGGCGCGGAGGGAAUAACACGGAGCCGGCAGCGCGCAGGGUGCCGCCGCCGGGUGCGGGAGAGCGGGAGCCGGGAGCUGGGAGCUGCCACAUCCCGGCGCCGCCUCGGCCCGCAGCCGGGCUCCCCCGGCACCGCCAUGGGCUCCCCGCACACCCCGUCGCUGGCCCACGUCUUCAGAGGGACCUUCGUGCACUCCAGCUGCGCCUCGCCCGCCGACAUCCUGCACGGCCGCCUGCUCGGGGUGGACGACACCGGGAAAAUUGCGUUUUUGGAACAAACUGACCAGCAAGAGCAACUGGCUAAGAAAUGGGGCUUCAGAGCAUCUGAUAUAAGAGAACUUAGUAAUCAUGAAUUCUUCAUGCCAGGAUUGGUUGAUGCACAUAUCCAUGCACCUCAAUAUUCAUUUACUGGUACAAGAGUAGAUCUACCUCUUUUGGAGUGGUUAAAAACCUACACAUUCCCAACAGAAGCCAAAUUCAAAGAUAAUGACUAUGCUGAAGAAGUGUACACAAGAGUUGUAAGAAGAACACUAAAAAAUGGCACGACUACAGCAUGUUACUUUGGAACAAUUCACACAGAUGCUUCCCUGCUUCUGGCUGAAAUUGUAGAUAAAUUUGGUCAGCGAGCAUAUGUUGGCAAAGUUUGCAUGGAUAUUAAUAACGCUGUUCCAGAAUACAAGGAAACCACUGAUGAUUCUGUCAAGGACACAGAAAGGUUUGUUAAAGAACUUCUUGAAAAGAAAUAUCCAAGGGUACAUCCCAUAGUGACACCUCGUUUUGGACCUUCCUGCACUGAAGAGUUGCUGUGUUCACUUGGUAACUUAGCGGAAGCUCACGAUAUCUAUGUGCAGAGUCACAUCAGUGAGACAGAAGGAGAAAUGAAACUUGUGGAGGAAAUGUUUCCUACUUAUAAAAAUUACACUGAUUUAUAUGACAAAAACAAGCUACUUACAAGCAAGACAGUGAUGGCCCACGGCUGUUAUCUCUCAGAAGAAGAGCUGGACAUUUUUAAUCUUCGAGGAGCUUCAAUUGCCCAUUGCCCCAACUCCAAUUUUUUGUUGUGUAGUGGCAAUUUAAAUGUGCAAAAAGUUCUGAAACACAAAGUGAAACUGGGCUUGGGCACAGAUGUUGCUGGUGGGUAUUCAGCUUCCAUGCUGGAUGCUAUAAGGAAAACAAUGAUUAUGUCUAAUGGCCUUAAAAUAAAUAAAAUCAAUGAGGAAGGCCUAACAAUUAAAGAAGUUUUCCGACUAGCAACUCUUGGAGGAAGCCAAGCUCUAGGACUAGAUAAUAUAAUCGGAAACUUUGAGGUCGGAAAAGAAUUUGAUGCACUGCUGGUCAACUCCAAGGCGUCAGACAGCCCCUUUGAUUUGUUUGCUGCUGAUACUUUUGAGGAUAGCUUCCAGAAGUUCCUGUAUCUAGGUGAUGAUCGGAAUAUUUCUGAAGUGUAUGUGGCUGGCAAGCAAGUGGUUCCUUUUUCGAGUUCAGUAUAAUUCUGUUUCCCUUCUGCAAAACUGUCUGCUGACCAUUCUACAUCUGAAUCUGAAAGGACUGGUUAAACACAGUGCCUCAUUGUCAAGAAUGACACCUAACAUUUUUGUUUAAUGUUGUUACUGUGUAGAAUAUUAUAAAUAUCAUUAGAUCUAUUAAGAUUAAAGUUACCAAAAUUAUCACAUUUGUAAGAAAAACAUUGCAUUUGAAUCCAACUCCAUAAAUCACAUCGGGGGGGGACUAGAAAAAACAGGGUAACUAUUAUUCAUUAUUUCAUAAGCAUCAGGCAGUCAUCAAGAAAAUGUAGGAAGAGUUAAUAGCAAUGAUGCAAGAGCAACUUGUCUCUGAGGAAUCGUAAGCAAAACACCCCCAAAAAACUGUAAAUCCAUUUUUAAAAAGAUGAAUGUCACACUAGAGUGCAGGUUCCUCAUUAUUGUGAUUAGAUGUGGGAAUCUCAAUGACAUUUUUAUAUUUAUACAUUUGGAAUAUAUUUUAAAGUUCUGGGGUGCUCAAAAAUUUUUAAAUAUUUUCCCUGUAUUUUAGAUAUUAUUUUUUUCCAAUAGAAAUGUAGCAAAAAACAUGCAUUUAUAAAUAAGUGGAAGCCUGAGCUAAGCAAAGAGAAAACAUUGGUGUUGAUAGUAAGCUGGCCCUACUUCUAGGACUGGCAGAAGCAUCAAACAAAAAAUAUGCAGCUCUUCACAGAGUUUGUAGACUGCCAGAACCAAAUGCAACUUAAACCUCAAAUGUUUUUAGUUAUAUUCUGAUUGGCUGAAUUCUCCUCUCAUGGUGGUUCUCAGCCUUUUUUGGACUCAAGGAACCCCUCCAUAACUUUUGUGAAUUGAGUGACAUCGACGUUCAAAAACUAAUUUAUGUAUUGCAGUAUUUGCCUCUUUACAGGGGGGUGGGAGGUGGCAGUGGGGGAUCAGCCAGGCAGGGGCAAGCUUGAGCCUGUGCUGCUUAUCUCUUCACUCCUUGCUUAUGUCCUCAUACCUCGUGGUACCCUUCAAAGCAUCUGGUGGCAUCUCAGGGUGCUACAACUCAUCAGUUGGAAGCAGACCCUACGAUGACAGGCUAAGAGCCCUGGGGCUCUUUAGCCUGAAAAAGCGCAGGCUCAGGGGUGAUCUGAUGGCCACCUAUAAGUUUAUCAGGGGUGACCACCAGCAUCUGG
Molecule: messenger RNA, 3062 nt
Organism: Alligator sinensis (Chinese alligator)
Lineage: Eukaryota; Metazoa; Chordata; Crocodylia; Alligatoridae
Gene: GDA
Product: guanine deaminase
Exons: 14
Coding region: 544-1896 (450 amino acids)
Biological process (GO): guanine catabolic process
Cellular component (GO): cytosol
Molecular function (GO): zinc ion binding; guanine deaminase activity
Source: RefSeq, a predicted model, not a curated record